This is a messenger RNA of Rhagoletis zephyria (snowberry fruit fly), 1319 nucleotides long. RefSeq names its product casein kinase II subunit beta (gene CkIIbeta). Lineage: Eukaryota; Metazoa; Arthropoda; Insecta; Diptera; Tephritidae. The record is from RefSeq and is a predicted model, not a curated record. Gene Ontology annotation, cellular component: cytoplasm; protein kinase CK2 complex. Gene Ontology annotation, molecular function: protein kinase regulator activity.
GUACCGAACUUUUUUGAAGUAGUUGGUACCGAGUAUUGGGCACCGACAAUUCGGCACAUCACUAGUGUGGUGUGGCUGGGAAAAGCAACAAUAGAAAAAUGAGCAGUUCCGAAGAAGUCUCUUGGGUAACAUGGUUUUGUGGACUGCGCGGCAAUGAAUUCUUCUGUGAGGUAGAUGAGGAUUAUAUACAGGACAAAUUCAAUUUGACUGGAUUAAAUGAGCAAGUACCAAACUAUAGAAAUGCUCUUGAUAUGAUCCUCGAUCUCGAGCCGGAAGAUGAUCUGGAAGAGAACCCAUUGCAAUCGGAUAUGACAGAGCAGGCGGCUGAAAUGUUGUAUGGCUUGAUACAUGCUCGAUACAUUUUAACAAAUCGCGGAAUUGCGCAAAUGAUCGAAAAAUACCAAACAGGUGAUUUUGGACAUUGCCCACGUGUUUAUUGUGAAAGCCAGCCCAUGUUACCUUUAGGUUUGUCAGAUAUACCUGGUGAGGCUAUGGUAAAAACCUAUUGUCCCAAAUGUAUUGAUGUAUAUACGCCAAAAUCAUCACGUCAUCAUCACACGGAUGGUGCUUAUUUUGGUACAGGAUUUCCACAUAUGCUCUUCAUGGUACAUCCUGAAUAUCGUCCUAAGCGGCCGACUAACCAAUUUGUUCCAAGACUUUAUGGCUUCAAAAUUCAUAGCUUAGCUUAUCAAAUUCAACUGCAGGCAGCAGCUAACUUUAAAAUGCCACUACGAGCGAAAAAUUAAUAAAAAUUAAGAAUUAUAAACCACAAACAACUCAAGCAAACUUAAAAAUGUAGAGAUCGGAAAGGAAACUCAUUUUGUUUACAAAAACAAUUGAAAGGCAGCCAAGAACACACACAAACAUUAGAAACUGCGAUACUAAAACCAAGCAGCACAAAAUGUUUUGAGUUUUACACAGCAGUCGCCUUCACCAUAUACGUUAAAAAUAUCAGAAUUCAUUAUAAACAUUCACAAAAAUACGUAUUAGAGAAAUACAAAAAUCACAUAUAAACUAUUUCAGUCAACCUCCUAUGUAUAUGUCCUAAUAUAGAAGUUUUGUACAGUUAAAGCAUGUGAGAGACAUACGUUAGUCAUUAUUCACCUCAUACAAUCCUUUUAUACACAAAUUAUCAUAAAAGUGAAGAAAUUCAAUAUAAUCUAUCUAGCCCUUUUCUAUUACGCUGUAAUUUUUAGUUUUUGUAUACAACUCCUCUGGUAGGAAUUAAAAAACAUAACCCGCUUCACAUCAAUUUGCAUUCUGUUAAUGUAGUUUUGAACGAUGAAUAAAUUGUAAUAUUAGAAAAUAAUGACUUUAAA